This is a messenger RNA of Coregonus clupeaformis (lake whitefish), 2266 nucleotides long. It is a transcript of the gene tmed8, whose product is annotated as transmembrane p24 trafficking protein 8. The record is from RefSeq and is a predicted model, not a curated record. The transcript is spliced from 7 exons. Gene Ontology annotation, cellular component: Golgi membrane. NCBI's taxonomy places the organism in Eukaryota, Metazoa, Chordata, Actinopteri, Salmoniformes, Salmonidae. The coding region runs from base 683 to 1336 and encodes 217 amino acids.
UUUUGUUCUUUGUAAGUUGAUGGGCCACUCUAUAAGGGCCGCCAAAUGAGCAGCGACGCUCCUCUGGGUGUAAACUGUGGAUUUGCGAACUUGAAGGGCUCUUGAGUACAAUGGACCCCCCCUUUUUACAGCGACACAACGUACAGAUAAUUUUGUAUGGAGCAAUAAAUUAUAGUACACACAAAAAACAUUGUUGACCAUUUAGGCUUUACAAAUUACAUAUCUUAUAGAAAUGCGUUUAAUUAUUCGUUGUGUGAUAACUAUAGUAUAAAAUAUAUCGAUAAUUGUGCACAUUUUACAUACUUUUUUGCCCUACUGUAAUUAUUAAUUUACAAAAUAUACAGGAUGGGACUUUUAUUCUAAAGGAUUCCAAAAAUCCAUGACCCGGAAGUACUUAUCUAUUAUUGCUUGAUUUACAGCGGUAAUUGAAGCUACUAAGCAGGAAUCCAACAAAUCAUUAUUGCAUGAUUAUCUCUGGUAGAUCUGAAUGCCUUCCAGACAGAUUGACAGUGUCUUCUAAUAUGAUGAGCUGGAUAAAUUAGAGGCUACUUCAGAGCAUCAAUCCAGAUUGACAGUGUUGUUGGUUUGCUCUUUCCCUGGGAUAACGUCGGAGACCAAUCUGCUAGACGGGCUCCAGAGCAGAGGCCUCUCUAACUCCAACCACCCCAUAAGUAACCCUGAUAUGGAUGGAACCAAUGACACAGAUGGGUCCAACCAACCAGCUGAGGUUAAUCAGGAGUCUCCUGCCGGGCAGCAGGCCAUGGGGGGAGAUGUUGAGGAGAACAACAGCAGUGGGAAUAGCCAGAACCCUGGAGAGAGAAAAGCCCAAAUGCCACCGCUGAAGCCUCCCUCCACGUGGACGUCCAUGGCGAUGAAGGAGCUCAAGUCCAAGCUGCGACUGGAGAAGGACAGUGUGGUGACAGUGAACCGAGGAAACAUUAUGACAGUGCAUAUGCCCACUGUUCCUGAGGGAAAGCGGGUGUGCUGGGAGUUUGCCACAGAUAGCUAUGACAUAGGCUUUGGAAUCUACUUUGACUGGAACCCUGUCACCAACCGGGCCAUCACGGUCCACAUCAGCGAAUCCAGUGAUGACGAAGAGGAGGAAGAUCAGCUAGAAGGACUUGUCAACACAGGGGAUGUUGAGAAGGGGUCUAAAUCAUUGGCUAACUCCAACCUAGGGGAAAUAUUACCUGUGUAUCGUCAGGACAGUCACAUGGCAGUGCAAGGUGGUAGUCACGAGUAUCCAGGAGAAGGCACUUACCUUCUGAAGUUUGAUAACUCCUACUCAUUAUGGAGAAAUAAGACUCUGUACUACAGAGUGUAUUACAGUGCCUGAGGAGCUGUAACCGUCAACUAUUGCAUAUGAAUGUAUGACUUCCAAGAAUUAUAUCUGUUUUUGAUUCCAUAGAAUAUGUUAUGGUUAAUUAUAGGUGCAUAUAUUUUUCAUCAUAAUCAGCUGGUGUUGCUCGCUCUUAGGCUACACGUAAAAUCUGAGAGGACCAGAGAAUUAUGAAGUGGGACAUUUUGCUCAUAUGUUUUAGUGUUUAUAGAGCAAGAUUUGACGAAGCCUUGUGUUUGUGCCAUGUUCUGUUUAAAAGUUAUGUGCAGUGAGUUAAGGCAAAUUGCCCAUAUUUUAAACAUAUUUUAUAUAUAGUAUAUAUUAAUCAAACACAACAUUUCUGUGGCGGCAGCAAUCAAGGAACACUGAUAAAAAGAUGAUUGCUAGGUGGAAAGCUUAAUCAGGAGAGGUGCGCCAAAGAACUGUAAAUAUUAUUUUGUUUUAUUUUUUGCUACACAUUAUUUGCUAUCAUAUAACGUUAAUGUGUACUUCAUGUAUGUCGCUUUUUUGCCUUAAAUAUUUUUUGUAUGAUAAUCCAACUGCAGUUAAACCAAUAUUCCGCACAACAAUUCAAUUGUUUUUCUGCAUACUGUGAUUAGAAUGAGUGAUGAUUGUCAAUGAAAGUAUAUUGAAUGUUGCUCCGAGUCCAAUGCUAAAGCAAAUUGUCACAGCCUGUCUUUUAUGACACAAAUAAAAGCCAUCCCCUAUCACAAAAAGCUUGUAUUAUGUUACAUUGGUUCAAUAUUUACAUUGCCAAGUCCCUGUUUAGUUUGCUGGUUGUCAGGCGUUGGGUAGAUCUUUGUGGACAAUAGCAUAAGACUAUUGUAGAUACUAACAGAUUGAAUAUAUUUCUAUACUGAAUAAAAAUAUAAACACAACAUGCAACAAUUUCAAAGAUUUUACUGACUUACAGUUCAUAGCAGGAAA